UGUAAUAUUUCUAGAAUGCUUUGUUGACUAUCACCACCUAUCCACGCCAAUUUUAACUGGGAAAAUUUAUCACAUGUGUGAUAUUAAAUUAAAUAAAAGUUUACUUAAUAUUCACGGCUAACUAUACGACUACAACAGUUGUAGUUACUAUGGUAUUAGUUGAUAUAUUAAUCUAUUGAAAAUUUUCAAUUUUAUGAUUGUACAUAUUAGUAAUAAUAACAAUACGAAAUAUAACGAACGUAUUAAGGAAAACACAUAUAGCAACCUUUUCCAUAGUAGUAAACAUAUCUUUAUUAAAUAUAUUUUAAAAGGACACCUUGAUAAAAUCUAUAUCCUAAGUAAUUUAUUUUGUUUGAUGCCCUUGGUACGAUCCUCAGAUUUUGACAAGAUUACAUCAAUCAAUCGAUAUAUUAACUAACAAAAGCAUGCUAAAAUUAAACAAAUGUAGUAAGCCAAUUACAGAAGCUAAGUUGAUUUAUAAAUGUCCAAAACAUUUUUCAAGAUUUGGAAAGAGCUGUUACUAUCUGAGUAACAAAACAUUAACAUGGCAAGAAUCAUUUUUCGAAUGUAAAUAUCUAGCUAAAGGAAGUAAACUUGCUGUACUUGCUAAAAACUGGAAUGAUUUAAGUGCACAGCAAUUUUUAAAGAACAACGAGAAAGAAACUAAUGAAAGAUGGAUAGGUGGAAUAUAUGAUUGGUGGAGAAACGAAUGGAAAUGGGCAAAUUCUGGUCACAAAAUUUCAAACUAUCAACUAAACAACAUAGUUAAUUCUAUGAAUCCGCCACAAAAUUAUUGGCAAUGUUUAACUAUUAAUCCAAAAAAUAAUUUUAAGUGGAAUAUACAAAGUUGUUUAAAAGAAAAUUACUAUAUUUGCCAAACAAAAUUUCAGCCUAUGUGUACAAGUGAUAAAAAUUGAAAAUAAUACUUAUUACUUUUGAAUAGUCUAUAUUAACAAAUCCAUUAAUAGUAAGAUAAAGUUAAGUAAUUAUAAAUGCAUUAAAAAAAGCUCAAUUUUUUAUUACAAACUUUAAUUUAAUAUGAUAGCAAUGCAUAUAAGACAUAAAACAUAGAACUUGUUAAUCUAAAAUAAAUCUGUUAAAUAUUCUAAAAGAAAAAAUUAAUUCACAAUUACCCCAUUUGUUUAAAUUUAUAUCACUUCUCUCUAAACAGUAUAAUAUAAUUUAAUUCAAUAUAUUAUAACAACAUAUAUUAUAUAUUAUUAUAUACUAGGUGAAGGAACAAAUCUAACUAACGAGUCUUAAUCCCCGUGUUAUAACUUUUAAUCCAAUAAUUGUUUCUCUGUAAUUUUUAAAAAAUAAUUUUUACAUUUGAAAACUAUAUUAAAAGCUUAUUUUUUAUUAUAUUAAAAAAAAAUUAUUUUUUUAUUUGUAUUUUUUCAAAAUAGCCAUUUUUAUAAUUGGAGUUACUAUCCUCCUUUAUGACAAUGGACUAAGCAUCUGUCCUGGAGUAUUAAUGGUUGAGAAACUUCUUUCUUUGGAGGAGGCCGCUAUGGCACUUAAUGAUCAAAAAAAGGGGGAAAAAUGUUUGAAAAUGCCAUUUUUCAUGGUAAUGUAAUUUUGAAAUAAUUUUUUAAUUUCUAAGAUUGAGGAAGUUUUUUCAAAGUUUUGGCCCUGAUAGGUUCAACUAAAUUAAAACUAAAUACUUUUGACAUACAGAUGAUUAAAACAGUCCUGUGAGAGUAGAGAAUUUUCCUGGCCAGGUAUAAAAACAAACACAUACAAAAUUAAUAACUUCUUAGCUUAUAUCAAAACUAAAAUACGAUUUUAACUUAGCCUAAGAAUGUAUACUAUUAAAAAUUUUUUUAGCAUAAUGUUAAUUUUAUCAAAAAUUGUAAAAGUUUUCAGUUAAAUCUCUUCUAUAAAAUUCUAUAAAUAUACUUUAAAUUAAUUAAUUUAUAAUAAAGGUAUACUAUAAAGUAUUAAGUUAUUUUUAUACUACCCAUUAUAUAGUAAGUUAAAUGUUAACUGUUAACAAUAUAU
Messenger RNA from Daktulosphaira vitifoliae (grape phylloxera), 2001 nucleotides. RefSeq names its product killer cell lectin-like receptor subfamily B member 1A. The record is from RefSeq and is a predicted model, not a curated record. Bases 426 to 917 code for a protein of 163 amino acids. Lineage: Eukaryota; Metazoa; Arthropoda; Insecta; Hemiptera; Phylloxeridae. The transcript has 3 exons.